AUGUCAAACCCGCCGCCCGUUCCCGAAGAUACCUUGCCUGACCCCCUGGUGACACCUGCCACGCCUGCCCAUCAUGAUUGCUCGAAGGAGACCGAGCGAGCUCGGCCCAACCGACGUCACCACUCAUCGCAGGACCAACACUUGUCCCAGGGGGCUCAACAGGCGCAAUCCCCAUCGCGUGCAGAGUCCCCCACAACUACUCAUCAAUGGUCCCAGCCUAGCUCGACCUUGGCCCUAAAAAGGGCCCCGACAGUCCCGUUGGAGAAAUUUCCCCGUCCCGACACUACUUACAGCCCACAACUGUCCGAGAGAGAUAGUAUCUUUGCGACACAUUAUCUCCCCUCGGACAGCGCCGCAACUACCCCACAAUUCCACCCCGAACAGCCCUCGGACAAUGAGCGCCAAGUCAACUUGAUUCCUGGCCUGGAUGAUGUGUCGGGGUCGCUAGGUCCUCUUUCCAAGGUCUCUCCCCAUCGUUCUCACGACGAGCCUUCCCACAUGGAAGUUGACGUCCGCAGACACAUCCCAUUGCGCUCGUCCUCCCUCUUCUCACCAGCCGAUAUCACCCGCCUGUCUCGCCUGCGCUCGUCUAUCUCGUCAGCAGACGAGGGAAAAGGUGUAGGGACGCAGACCGGUGUUCAGUCGCGAUUGCCUGGGCCAUUGGAUCAAUCAGGUACGGAAACCAGCGGCUCGCACAGUUCUCUGGCUGAACGCAGUCUUCUUCCGUCCGUAUUAGACGAUGUCUCCCGCUCACCACAGUCUCUGACGCCUCCUGCGCCCGGUCAGGACUGGCCGAUGGUGAACCCGGAGGCAGCACCUCAUACUUCGCGGGCAGAAUCAUCCCGGGGCAUCGCGUUGGAUCGGAGUUCAAGCAGGAGUCGUCGAGGUCGCGUGGACAGUUCCAUUGAAGCAGAUCUCAGCAACGUAGAGCCGGCUUCUCACGUACGCAGUCGCAAGUCCAGUCACUAUUUGGGCUUGUUCAAGGAGAACACUACAUCACCGGACCGCAAACGAAGAGAGGACCGUGCUCAACAGCACGAUGAGAUAUCUGAACAGACCGAUCGUACCAUGGAAAUUGAACACCCGACCUUGCGCCUAGUGGCAGAGGAGGAGGGAUUGCUUCGGAAAAGCAUCUCACUCCCUUCGCUAGCCGACGGACCUACGUUUGACCCGCUAAAAUCGGCAGGGCUACGUCCCCAGACGGAGGAAGAGGAGCUACAUCAGCGCCGUCUACCGGUGUUACCACACAACCUCCUCGAGGAAAUCCGAAACUUCCAUCUCACACCCGGUGGAGGCCGAGGGUCUUCAUUUUCUAAGAGUAUCCCAACGCAGUAUGCCGAACGGGGUCGUGAUUAUUUCCAGAAAGAGCCUCACAUUGACCGGUUUUCCGAGUCAUUCAGUUCUCUUGAGGAGGAGGAACGCCAAGCAUCUGAACGGUUUGAGGAUGAAGAAGAGGAAAACGAGCAGAUUUCGUCUGCACUGUACUUCCCUCAUGAACGCGUUGAAGUUUCCAAAGGUGUCGAAGGCGCUCAGCCUUUAGUGGCAGACCCACAUGGUGGUGCGCAACCGGUGCAGCUCUCCGCUGCGGAGACGGGUCAUGAGCUCAUGCUGGUGCCUCAAGAGCGGAGCGCUUCACCUGAGCAGGAAGUCGGCCAUGUGGAUAUCUCUUUCCGGUCUAAGACUGAAAGUAAAACGCUCUACGGCGAGCUUGGAGAUAUUCGCCAUCCUACUGAGACCGUACCGGAAAAGUCUUUAGCUACGAUCUCCGAGCGCUAUGACUCGACCUGUGAAUCCGAUGCCCCAUCCGCGGAUGAAAGUGGCCUUUCUGUUCAUGACGAAUCGAGUCUGACUGAUGACGCGGAAUUAACGCCUACAGCAACUCCGACUCAACGCUCCCGUUUCCCUCCAAAGCCUAAGCGGAAGACCCCUGCCCCUCUUGGAGCAGUGGAACUGAAGCCUUAUCGACAUCAGGUUGGCGGUCAUACGACUGUAUUCCGAUUCUCCAGGCGCGCAGUUUGCAAGCAGCUGAAUAAUCGAGAAAAUGAAUUCUAUGAACGCAUUGAAAGAAGACACCCCGAUAUGCUAGUAUUCCUUCCCAGAUACAUAGGUGUUCUAAAUGUGACAUUCUCGAAGACCUCAAAACGCUCCAAGAACCGCCCAGAAAAUGGUGCCCACGAUACAUCGGAUGCAGCUCAUGCCAACGGAACCUCGUCAUCAAAAUCCCAUGCACUCGAAGCUCCCGAACCACAGCGGAUUGUAAGCCAAAAGCAAAUAACUGGCGUAAUCCCUAAAGUUAUCCUCGAAAAUAAUCGACACAUUAUCCCAGCCGACCUUUUCUCCCGCACCCACCGACCACGACUAGUAGAUGAUACCAUGCUUGGUCGACCUCGCUCGGCCGACGGCUUAGGCAAGUUAUCCACCGAAUCUGAUCCAUCCUUGAGGAAGCGAAACAAGAUUUGGGGAGCCACCACGGUCAACCGAAAGCUGCAAGAGCAAGUUCUGCGGGAAGUCUUCAGCCCACCAGCGAUUCAUCAACAUCGACGCCAUGCUCGUGGGCAUCUGCAGCUACCCAGAGCUUCUUCUGACAUUCCCCAUCGCCGUGGAAAUCUGUCAGAAGAUCACACGGCUAAUACCCGCCCCUCUUCCCUGAUUAAGAUGGAGAUUCCAUCAAUCCCGGAACUGAAAAUUACAUCCCAGUCGGAUGAGGGCAAGACCCUUUCAUCAUCUGCGUCCACCGCCCUGGAAGAAAAUCGGAACCGACUUGAGAAAGUGAAAACCGAGGAACAGCCAACUCGGUCAAGCUCUCUCAACCGAGGCCAGCAGGUACGACGGCGUCACUCGGGAGGUGGUCUCCAACGACGGGGAAGUCUAAACUCGAACAACACUGGCGAUCUCAUGUUCUUCGACGAUGAAGGGUAUGGUGGCGAUAGAGAGGAUGAAAUCUUCUCGAUGGAGGGCGAUGCGCUCGUUCCCCCAAGCCAACUCCCAACACUCAAGGCGACCUCCUCUCCCUCUUCGGGAAGUACCUCGGUCAGUGAACGUUAUUCGACGGAUGUGUCAACUCGAAGGCCCCAUGAGAUUCCCCGAACCAUUGUUAAGGAUGACGACGAAGACGUCGGCGCCCAUCUGCCUAGCAACCCCAAGGAGGCCCAGCUGAGGAAAGAUGAACGUGUCCAGUUUUUCCUCCUUCUGGAAGAUCUCACGGCCGGUAUGAACAAACCAUGUGUGCUCGACCUCAAAAUGGGUACUCGACAAUAUGGUAUCGAGGCAACUGAGAAGAAAAAGAAAUCUCAGAGGCGGAAGUGUCAGUCGACAACCUCACAACAACUUGGCGUCCGUCUCUGUGGUAUGCAAGCCUGGAAUGUCAAGAAGCAAGAGUACAUCUUUGAAGAUAAAUACUUCGGUCGAGACUUAAAAUCUGGCCGAGAGUUCCAGGAUGCUCUCACUAGGUUCCUCUUUGAUGGAGUCAGCUACAGCAGUGUGGCAAAGAAAAUACCCAUAAUCCUUGAGAAAUUAUCCCUCUUGGAACAUAUGAUUCGGAAGCUGGAUCGCUACCGGCUCUACGCAAGCAGUCUUUUGAUUCUGUACGAUGGAGAGCAGGCGACACCCCCGCAAACCCCCAGUCAUCCAGGUGAACCGCGUCCAACCCGACGUCAGGCAUCUGAGGAUGGCCAUAACAAUAUUGAUGUCCAGCUGAAGAUCGUGGACUUUGCCAACUGUGUCACUGGCGAAGAUGAAUUACCACCAGACACACCUUGUCCACCCCACCAUCCUAAGGAUAUUGAUCGUGGAUACCUGCGUGGCCUCCGCACGUUACGUAUGUACUUCCAACGGAUCAUGAGAGAGAUCACACAAGACGAAUUCGUGGAACGAGGCGAGGGCGAGGCAAUUGCCCUUGGUUCCCAGCCCGCUGUCCGUGAAUCUUCCUCGGAUCAAUUCUGGGACGAGAACGUGAUGGAGACUGAUGCGGGUGAGGUCAGCUUCUGA
Molecule: messenger RNA, 3987 nt
Organism: Penicillium daleae
Lineage: Eukaryota; Fungi; Ascomycota; Eurotiomycetes; Eurotiales; Aspergillaceae
Product: inositol polyphosphate kinase KCS1
Exons: 2
Coding region: 1-3987 (1328 amino acids)
Biological process (GO): inositol phosphate biosynthetic process; phosphatidylinositol phosphate biosynthetic process
Cellular component (GO): cytoplasm; nucleus
Molecular function (GO): inositol hexakisphosphate kinase activity
Source: RefSeq, a predicted model, not a curated record